AUGUAUGACUGGCUGUUACAGCAGCUUGAUGUUCGCAAUGCAUUCUUAAAUGGAAAUCUCACUGAGAUUGUUUUUAUGGAACAAUCACCUGGGUUUAUAGAUGAUCGCUUUCCUACUCUUGUUUGUUGUUUAAAGAAAGCUCUUUAUGGUCUCAAACAGGGACAUGUGUUGGUUUAUCUUCUUGUCUAUGUCGACGAUAUAAUCCUUAUGGGUAACGACACAACCUUUUUCAAUACGUUUGUGGCCAAACUACAUCAGGAAUUCUCCAUCAAAGAUUUGGGAGCAUUGGGAUAUUUUUUAGGGCUUGAAGUUACUCACAAAAAUCACAGCAUAUUUUUGACUCAAACAAAGUAUGCCUAUGAUAUUUUAGCUCGUGCAGGUCUGGUGGAUGCAAAGCCUGUCACUACCCCUUUGUCCUCGACAGAAGUCUUUCUUUCCAAAGGGGAACUGUUUCAUGAUCCGAUUCUUUACAAGUCAUUAGUUGGAGCUCUUCAGUACUUGACUAUCACACGCCCAGAUCUGUCUUGUGCUGUGAAUCAAGCCAGUCAACAUCUUCAGUCGCCCACAGUUUCUCAUUUUCAAUCUGUCAAACGGAUCCUCCGAUAUGUCAAAGGCACUUUCGCCUUUGGUCUACAUUUCUCUAAAGAGUCUACUCCUACUUUACUUGGCUACUCGGACGUUGAUUGGGCUCGCUGCAUUGAAACUCGCCGUUGUAGUUACGGUUACUCUAUUUAUUUAGGUGGUAACCUAGUGUCUUGGAGUGCUAAGAAACAACCUACAGUUGCUCGGUCUAGCUGCGAGUCUGAAUACCGUGCAAUGGCUAACACUGCAACAAAGAUUAUUUGGCUCACUCAUCUACUUCGUGAGCUUCAUGCUCUCCCUAUGGACGUCCAACCCUUUUAUGUGAUAAGAAAAGAGCUAUUUUUCUCAGUCAGAAUCCGGUGUCUCAUAAAAGAGCCAAGCACAUAG
This is a messenger RNA of Helianthus annuus (common sunflower), 969 nucleotides long. RefSeq lists its product as uncharacterized. Bases 1 to 969 code for a protein of 322 amino acids. Lineage: Eukaryota; Viridiplantae; Streptophyta; Magnoliopsida; Asterales; Asteraceae. The transcript is spliced from 2 exons. The record is from RefSeq and is a predicted model, not a curated record.